CUUGUACUUGAGCAAGGACAAUGCUUCGUGCUCUGUUUCUCUUGCUUGCCACCGCCGCCCCACUGUCCGGCCAUGCGGCCGCCGGCACCGGCAGCGGCGACAAGCCGACCCCGCCGUGCUCGCCCGCCGACCGUGCCGCCCUGCUCGGCUUCAAGGCCGGCAUCACCGUGGACACCACGGGCAUCCUGGCCACGUGGGCCGGCGACGACUGCUGCGGCGGCGGGUGGGAGGGCGUGGCCUGCGCCGCCGCCACCGGGAGGGUCGUGUCGCUGCGCCUGCAGUCGCAGCCGGGUCGAUACAUGAACGGCACCAUCUCCCCCUCCAUCGGCGGCCUCGAGUUCCUGGAGUCCCUGGUGGUCCGCGACAUGGGGCGGAUCGGAGGCGUCAUCCCGGACGCGCUCUCGCGGCUGGUGCGCCUCCAGCAGCUCUACCUCGAGGGCAACGCGCUGGCCGGCGGCGUCCCCGGGAAGGUGCUGUCCAGGAUGACCUCCCUCCGCUACCUCUCGCUCGCCGGCAACCGGCUGGAGGGCCGGCUGCCGCGGGAGCACGGGGAUGUUCGCGGUCUCCAGCAGAUCAACCUCGCCGGGAACCGCCUCACCGGCGGGAUCCCGUCGAGCUACGGGAGCCUGUCCAGCCUGGAGUACCUCGACAUGAGCAGCAACCUUUUGUCAGGCGUCGUCCCGGAAUUUCUUGGGCGGUUCAAGAACCUGGCGCUGCUGGACUUGAGCAACAACAGCUUCUCCGGCGAGAUGCCGGCGUCGCUCGGCGGCCUGCGGCACCUCGCCGACCUGUCGCUGAGCCACAACAAGAUCGCCGGCAGGAUUCCACCGCAGAUCGGCAGCCUCCGGUCUCUGAGUUCUCUCGCCCUCGACGACAACCUGCUCGUAGGCCCCAUUCCGAAGUCACUGUUCGGCCUGCCGAAGCUGUGGCGCCUCGACCUGUCCAAGAACAAGCUCACCAGCGCGCUGCCUGACUUCGCCGGCGGCGGGAGCCUGAAGUGGCUCGACGUGUCGAGGAACGCCAUCGGUGGCCAGAUACCGAGCUCGAUCUCGAAGCUCGGGGACCUAGAGAGGCUGGACAUCUCCCGGAACAGAGUCGGGGGCGUCAUCCCGGCAACCAUGGCGGCCAUGGCGAGCUUGGAGUGGCUGGACCUCUCCAGCAACGCCAUCGUCGGGAGGAUACCGGACAACUUCACUGGAAUGACGGGCGUCCGGCACGCGAGCUUCAGAGGGAACAAGCUGUGCGGGCGGAUACCGCAGGCCCCGCCGUUCAACCGGUUCCCCGCGGCGGCGUACGCGCACAACCUGUGCCUGUGCGGCAAGCCGCUGCCGCCGUGCAGGAAGAUUAGUUAGUUUAGUGUCGUGCAGUGCUUGGUGUGUCAAAAUUGCACCGCACACGAUCCAAUAAGAGAAUGAAAAUGUGGUGCAAUACUUAUCAUACAUGUCUUAGUUUUUUUUUUCCUUGUUGCUGCAUUAUAUAUUUGUGGGAGUUUAGAUGUGACAUACUUAAAAAACAUCUAAAUGUGAAUUAGACAAACUGAUCAUACAUAGUUAACAUUUUUUUGGCAUUUUUAAUCAUAAUUAUCAUCAUUGUUGGUUUUGAGAUAGCUAACCGGACUUGCCAUCUGGUUUUAUCGUUGCUCAACCUUACAAGUCCAUUUUUCCCGUGUAAAAUGGAACUUGGGCAUAGGAAUGAGUGUUAAAUUCAAUUCUACCCUUCAUGUAUUUGAUGAAAUAUUUUCUCCUUUUCCUCCCAAAUACAAUGGAUGCCAGAGUUAUAGAUUAUAUCCAACCAUAGAAGUAACAUGUGAAUGUAGUACUAGUAUAGCAACAGAAUCUACGUUUUAUUGAAAUUGGCCCCAAAUCCAACAACCCUUUAAUGAAAAUGGAGUUCCAUGACAUGAAGUAGAAAAUGGUGAACCUUCAACGGAAACG
Messenger RNA from Aegilops tauschii subsp. strangulata, 1934 nucleotides. RefSeq lists its product as uncharacterized. Gene Ontology annotation, molecular function: protein binding. NCBI's taxonomy places the organism in Eukaryota, Viridiplantae, Streptophyta, Magnoliopsida, Poales, Poaceae. The record is from RefSeq and is a predicted model, not a curated record.